This is a messenger RNA of Larimichthys crocea (large yellow croaker), 6318 nucleotides long. RefSeq names its product eukaryotic translation initiation factor 2-alpha kinase 3 (gene eif2ak3). Gene Ontology annotation, cellular component: nucleus; cytoplasm. Gene Ontology annotation, molecular function: ATP binding; protein binding; eukaryotic translation initiation factor 2alpha kinase activity. The transcript is spliced from 18 exons. NCBI's taxonomy places the organism in Eukaryota, Metazoa, Chordata, Actinopteri, Sciaenidae. Bases 416 to 3736 code for a protein of 1106 amino acids. Gene Ontology annotation, biological process: eiF2alpha phosphorylation in response to endoplasmic reticulum stress. The record is from RefSeq and is a predicted model, not a curated record.
GUGCAGUGUUUGGGGGGCUGGAACGUUCUAAACCCGCCUUUUUGAGUGACAGCCGCCUGACCCAAUCGCUUUCUGCUUAGUAUGCGAGUAUGCUUGAUUGACAGGAGACGGUCCAAUGAGAAGCGGGUAUAUUGUUUUGGGACAAACGUAGGCAUUUCACUGUCCAAUCCCAGUGUAGCAACAAGGCGGGAGUCCGCGUUACCAAGGCAAGACUUGAGGUAAGUAUAAAGGGAAUAACAUGGAGUCCCAGUGGCUGUUUAUGUUUACUUAAAGCACGGACUGGAAGGGCGUCCCGCCUCACACCGCGGACUUUUCUCUGGAGUUACACUUUGUUUCACUUUAAGUUGUUUAUGUCAAGAUUUACAAGGCCAGUGGCGUGUAAAUCUCAUAUUUCACUAAUGUGCCAGUCUUACAAAUGGAAAGGGGGCUUCACUUUGGAAACGUGAGCAUUUCCCUGGUGCUCCUGCUGCUGCUCAAAGCGCUGCUCGGAUUUGGGACUUCGCAAACUCAGGGCUCCGCCGCCGCCAUCGGGAAGGAGCCGCAGUCCUCCCGGGGUUCAGGUCCGACCUCGGAGGAAGAUGUUGCGAGAGUCAUGGAGCGGGGCUUGGGGAACGUAGGCGCCCCGGUGAUCGUGGCGGACGUUACCGUGGAGGACGACGACAACGGGUCGGCGGGGGAGGCCGACGAGUCACACGGAGAGAGUAACGGAAACGUCCGACCGACCAGGUCUCUUGUGAUCAUCAGCACCCUGGAUGGACGGAUCUCAGCUCUGGAUCCUCACAACCAGGGCAGGAAGCAGUGGGACCUCGAUGUGGCCUCAGGGUGUCUGGUGUCCUCCAGCCUCAGCAAACCUGAGGUGUUUGGCAAUAAGCUCGUCAUCCCUUCACUGGACGGUGCCUUGUUUCAGUGGAACCGGGACCGGGAGAGUAUGGAGGCAGUGCCUUUCAGCGUGGAGUCCCUGCUGGAGUCGUCCUACCGGAUCGGAGAGGACACUGUCCUGGUUGGGGGCAAAUCCCUCACUACCUAUGGCCUCGGGGCGUACAGCGGCAAGCUUCGGUACAUCUGCUCUGCGGUGGGCUGCAGUCGAUGGGGGGACGAUGAGCUGGAGCCUGAAGAUAUGCUCCUGCUGCAAAGGACUCAGAAGACUGUGCGAGCCAUCCGGCCCCGAUCAGGGAUGGAGAAGUGGAACUUCAGCGUUGGAAACUUUGAGCUGAAGCUCGUUCCCGAGAUGCCGUCUGGAAUCAACUUCCUGGAGGGAGAAGUUGCGAACGGCGAGGCCUGGAGGGAGAGUCAGCGGGUCAUCACCGACGAACCAAAAGAGACUGAGCAGAUGGAGAAUGAGCCAAACCAGAACCAGCAUCUGGACCUCGUCAUCAAAGUGUCUGUUCCCGACUGGAAGGUCAUGGCCUUCAGUACUGAUCCCGAUGGACAGCUGGUCUGGGAACGUCAGUUCUGCACCCCCAUCGCUUCAGCUUGGCUGGUGGGCGGGGGUAAAGUCACACCGAUUGCCCUGUUUGACGACAACGGCUACAGCAACCAGUCAGAAACCGAUGAUGAGGAAGACGACGACGAUACGGCGAAGGCCAGAGAUGCCGCAGAGUCCAGUGUUUACCUUGGGAUGUUCCAGGGACAGCUCUACCUCCAGUCCUCUGUGAGGAUCACUGAAAAGUUUCCUUCCAAAGCUAUCGGAUCGGAAAAGGACAUCAUUCCACUGCCCACUGUCAAAUGGAAGCCUCUAAUCCAUUCCCCGUCUCGGACACCAGCUCUAGUCGGCUCUGAUGAGUUUGACAAGUGUCUGAAUAACGAUAAGUUCUCCCAUGAAGAAUACAGCAACGGAGCCCUGUCCGUCCUUCAGUAUCCAUAUGACAACGGCUACUUCCCCUACAGCAAGCUCUACAGGGGGAAACGUGACAGUGCUGUGAGCCUGAUAAAGGGACACGGGGCAGGAGGUGAGAGCCGCAGGAGAAAGGACCCCGUGCUGCUGCUGCCCUGGUGGAAGGAGAUCCUCGGCACCAUCGUCUUCUGCAUCGCUGCCACCACCUACAUCGUCCGCAAGUUCUUCCACCCCCCUGCCCCUGUGGCCUAUGUGAGGCAACGCAAAGAGUCGGAGACACAGUGCCAGACGGACUCCAAGUUUGACCUUGAGGUUGUGGAAUCCAAAGAACCGGUUGCUAUGGAGACCCGUUCCAGCGAAUAUGUGUCCAGGUACCUGACUGACUUUGAGCCCGUGCAGUGCCUUGGCCGCGGGGGGUUCGGUGUCGUGUUUGAAGCCCGCAACAAAGUGGACGACUGCAACUACGCCAUCAAAAGAAUCCGUCUGCCCAACAGAGAGCUGGCCCGUGAGAAGGUGAUGCGAGAGGUGAAGGCCCUGGCCAAGCUGGAGCACCCGGGGAUUAUCCGCUACUUCAACGCCUGGCAGGAGAGCCCGCCUGAGGGCUGGCAGGAGGAGAUGGACCAGAGGUGGCUGAAAGACGCCAGUACCACCGACUGGCCCAUGAGCUUCCUUGACCACAUGGAGGCGCUGUCCGUCAAAGUCCCAGUGUCCAGCUCAGUGUCACCUGUCUCUGGGCCUGAAGGAGACAGUCUGGAGGCCUCUGUGGAUGCGCGGGCCCUGCUCUCCAGCAGUACCGGUGGUGCUGGAGGUUUUGGCGACAUCAGAACACUGUCCUUCCACCCGCUACUGGGCCACGACAGCCUGAUGUCUGAGAGGGACAGCCAGGCCGACCCCGACGCCUCCGACACCCCUCAUUCCUUUGAGCUCUGUCCUCCACGCGGCCCCAGCGACUGCACCUCUUCUUCCUUCGACAUCGUGUUCGAGGACUCGGGCUGCGAUCGAGACGCCGACGCCGACACAGACUCGGCUUCCGGCGCAGCCAGUCCGCGCACGACGACGGAGAAGAACAGCUCGUCUUCCUCGCACACCAGACGACAGGAAUCUGUCCCUGCUUCCUCUUCCUCACCCCCCCGGCCAACCUCACUCACCCUGGCUCUCCCCACAACUCCUCCAACACAGCGAGUCCAGCCGUCUCCCAAGGUGUAUCUGUACAUCCAGAUGCAGCUCUGUCGGAAAGAGAACCUGAAGGACUGGAUGGCUCAGCGCUGCCUCCCGGAGCAGAGGGAGCACAACCAGUGUCUGGAUAUCUUCCUCCAGAUCGCAGAGGCCGUCGACUUCCUGCACAGCAAGGGGCUCAUGCACAGGGACCUCAAGCCCUCCAACAUCUUCUUCACUAUGGACGACGUGGUGAAGGUGGGAGACUUUGGCCUGGUGACGGCCAUGGACCAGGAGGAGGACGAGGACGAGCCGAGCGCCCUGACGCCCGCUCCACUCCUGACACGGCACACGGGCCAGGUCGGCACCAAGCUCUACAUGAGCCCGGAGCAGCUCUCUGGAAACUCGUACUCUCACAAAGUGGACAUUUACUCUCUGGGUCUGAUCCUGUUUGAGCUGCUGUAUCCUUUCAGGACGCAGAUGGAGAGAGUGAGGACGCUGACAGAGGUGAGAGCGCUGCGCUUCCCGGAGGUGUUCUCCAAAAACAACGUUCAGGAGCUGAGUAUGGUGCACAGCAUGCUGUCGUGGAGCCCCAGCGAGCGCCCCGAGGCGGCAGAGAUCAUAGGGACCCCCCUCUUCCAGGAGCUGGAGCUGGAGAUGCCUUGCCGACUCGCCAUGAGGCAGCGCUCCCGCACCUACAGCGCGUCGUCCAUGGGCCGCCCCUCUCGCCAGACCUCGUCUACCUGAAAAUCCUGUGACGCAAUAUAUAGCUCCCCAACCCGCAAUUUCCACCUUCCACCACCCCAUACUGGUCUGCCGCCCACCUCAGCCCCGCGCCAUCAGACACUGCCUCAGGCAGGAUCACUUUAUGAACGCCGUGUACGACAAACAUCGGGAAUUUGUGUCUGUGGCUUUAGAGCAGUGAGACAAAGUCCGGCACAGUUACUCUUCUCGGCAAAUCCACAUGCCGUUACAUAUUUGCACACCAUUACGUUCCCAAUUCUAAUCACACUAAACAAGUGAAAGAAUAUUUUAAAAGCGACAGCCGCUCUGUAAUGUUCGCGACCAGACUUGGCUCAAAUGCUGCUUGCAAAUAAUUCUUAGUGGUCACUUGAAAUGGCUCUGAGUACCAGAUGGACAGUGUUUACUGCAGCCAGUCAGCUCAGUGCGGACAAAGCUGAACAAACAACAAGUCUAUCAUCAGGUACUCUGAGAUAAGAACAGACACGCUAAGAACUGUUGUAGAUCAGAUUUGAUCCGGUCUGGUCCCAACACGCUGCUUGCUCAUCACAUUCAGCCAGUGUUCACUCACCCGCACCACACCUCAGGUAUCAAAACCAAGAGGACACUCCAAAGGGGCCUUUGAUCAUCCUAUCUACUAGUGACUAGUACUGAUCACUGGUGCAAGCACUAACUGGUGUUCCGACACCUGAUAUGCCUGAUUUGGGAGACCAAAAAAAAAAAAAGACCAUCUUUUUUCCUAUGUGUUUUUGUAAUGAGAGAAGGUGAUGAUGUAUUGUGUAGAGAAGAAGUCAUCAGAUAUGAUUUGCCUUUAGAAAGGGGCCCGUGGCCCCCUCUGGAUGAAUGCAGAGCCUCCUGGCUCCUGUCUUUUUUGCAUGUACCUGAAGGAAGUGAAGGGGUGAGUGUGAGUUUGUUAUCUUGAAGCCAGUACUUGGAAGCAGUUUUUCUGUGUGUACAUUUACACAAUGACUCUGAGGUGCUCAAUCAUUUUCUAACACCUCCUCUUUGCUCCGUGUACAUAAUCGAAGGAAGAAAAAAAAAAUCUGUUUAUAUCUUUUUCUUGAAUUCUAAAGAUAUCUUUGAUCAAUCCUGUACAUAUUGUAAGGCGCCUUUGCUUGUAAAUGGCUUUUUCAUGAGGCGACUGUAAGAUAGUGUGACAUACUGUGGGAGAGGGGAACAAAGAGGAGACGCUCUCUGCCGUUAACGCAUAGCUGAAUGUUACAGUGUGACCUCCGCAGACAGACAGACCACGGCGGUCACCUCCUUCUUGCUGUUGGAAAUUAUUCCCAGUGUUUGUUUAUCACAUGUUUGGGGGGGAGUUUGUCCUGCUUCGAGCACCGGAGGAGAACCCGCAGAACCAGAGUGCCAUUUGAAAAGUCAGUUAAGUGUACUUUCCCAUAACUGAUCUCUCACCUCACGUUUUUGGAAUUGUGCUACUGUGCUCCGACCCCAUCCAGCCGGUGUUUCCCAUGAAGAACACGCGAAUACCGAGGUCUGCCGCUCUCCCGCGAUGCAGCAGAAAUAGCAUUUAGUCGAGAUGAUACUGUUUUAUCCCCUCCGCGCUGUGCACCGGGGACCUGGACCUGGACCUGAUGCUGGUCAUGUGAUCCACAUGAGCAUUGUUUUAUGUACAUAAAGAAGUGCUAGGAGAGUCACAUGACCUGUUUGUAACUACACACACACAAACUGCUAAUUGUAAUGUGCUUUCGAUGAUUGUACUUUUCUAAGGAUCUUCUCCUUUUCUUUUUUUUUUUUAAAUAAGCGUUUCUUUGAUUAUUCUGCAGGGUUUUUUCUGAUUACUGUAAAGUCUUGACUGCGUCUGAUGCAGGAAGUCAAACUGAUGUUCGUUUGUUGGUUCAUCCUCUCAGCCCACUGGAGAUGAGUCACUCUUGAUGUAAAAAAAGGAUCAAUUCUCUCUUCAGAGUUUAAAAACAGACUGUACUCCCACCACGACGAAGGGUGGAGGCUGCAGUUACUCAGCCAUAAUGACAUCCUCAAGUUCAUGCCACAAAUUCAAACAAAGGUUUCUUUAUAAAUCAGUUUUAUAGAAUUAAUAUUUGAUAACGAUGAUGAAUCCAUGAAAUUAACUUAAAGGAUGUUUUGUCCUCCGUUUUCUAGAUUCCUGAGUGAACUGUGAUAUAAAGAGAAGUCUGAAGGAAAUCACCCACAGUAGUAAAUAACUUCAACGAUCAAACAGCAUUACUGACAACAGUGUAUUAUCAGAGGUUCUAGGAUUUUUCUUCUUUUCACACAAACCGAGAAAAUGUGAUUAUACUGUAGGAUCUUCAAGCGUCGUUGAAUUGUGUUCACUCCUUUUCCUGAGGCCAGUCGAGCUGACGAGUCGAACCUUUCCCUCCUUCUCGGUCUCUGUCCGGAGAUGUAGUUGCGUGUUCUUGUGCACAAACCCCAUUUCUCUGUCCCAUGUUGAAUUGUAAAUAUGUUUAUUUGCUUUAUUUAUGUUUCGAUGACGUGAUCAAUCCUUUUUGGGUUGGUGUUAUUAUGAAUGCGCUUCAUGCGAUGGAGCGCGUUGGAAUAUGAUGACUUCUUACAAGUCUAAAUUUAAUAAACUGUUCUAUACCGUUUGUACA